UACAUUUGCAUAUAUCAUGUCUUUUUAUUCAUGGACUUUAAGUGAACUAAUCUUUUUUUAAUAUUGUGGUAAAACAUGCAUAAUAUAUAUGUGCCAUUUUAACCAUUUUUAAGCAUUUAAUUUGGUAACAUUAAGUACAUGUACACUGCUGUGCAACCAUAGCCACUGUCCGCUCCAGAACUCUUUUCAUCUUUUAAAACUGAAACUUUAUCUGUUGAGCAAUAAUUCUCCAUCCUCCUCCUCCGGCCCUUUUUACUUUGUAUCAAAAUAGAAUAUACAGAAAAGUUCACGUAUCAGAAAUACACUGACAAACCACUGAGAAACCACGAGGAAGGGAAUGUUUGUAAGUGUUAGUGUAGAGGUUCCUCUUUUCUUUCCAGAACCAGUUCCUAGUUCUCAUAGUACAGAUUUACCUUCUCUUAACCACCACGUAACUUCAGUUGAUAAUGUUAUCCCGACUGACUGGUGACUAGCUCGGAGCCAGGAGGCUGUGCCCAAGAGCGUGUAGAAAGUGCUGUGCAGCAGUGCGUCACAAGGGUUUUGCAUACGGCUUAGUCGAGGCUUUUGGAACCGCCCUCAGCUGCACCUUAUGCUAUAUUAGUGCUUCUCAGACAGGAAGAAUUUUCUUUUGCUGGUGAAGCUCGUCUGGUUAUCUUCAGGCCUGCAUCCAAGCCUGGCAUCGCUGGAUAUUGUCAACUCUGCUGUUGUUCUAGGACAAACUCAAGGACAGAAGAACUCAGAGUGCCUUAAGGCAACUCUUCUCUUGAAGCAUCUGCAACAGAUGACCAUUGGCAAAGUCAGCCAGAACUUUAUAUACCAGAAGAUUGGAUAACCAAGAAAUGACUAAUCAGGAGUCUGCUGUACAUGUGAAAAUGAUGCCAGAAUUCCAGAAAAGUUCAGUUCGAAUCAAGAACCCUACCAGAGUAGAAGAAAUUAUCUGUGGUCUCAUCAAAGGUGGAGCUGCCAAACUUCAGAUAAUAACGGACUUUGAUAUGACACUCAGUAGAUUUUCAUACAAAGGCAAAAGAUGCCCAACGUGUCAUAAUAUCAUUGACAACUGUAAGCUGGUUACAGAUGAAUGUAGAAAAAAGCUGUUGCAACUAAAGGAAAAAUAUUAUGCGAUUGAAGUUGAUCCUGUUCUUACUGUAGAAGAGAAGUACCCUUACAUGGUGGAAUGGUAUACUAAAUCACAUGGUUUGCUUGUUGAACAAGCUCUACCAAAAGCUAAGCUUAAAGAAAUUGUGGCAGAAUCUGACGUUAUGCUCAAGGAAGGGUAUGAGAAUUUCUUUGAUAAGCUCCAACAACAUAGUAUUCCCGUGUUCAUAUUUUCGGCUGGAAUCGGUGAUGUCCUAGAGGAGGUUAUCCGUCAGGCUGGCGUCUAUCAUCCAAAUGUCAAAGUUGUCUCCAAUUUUAUGGAUUUUGAUGAAACUGGAGUGCUCAAAGGAUUUAAAGGAGAACUAAUUCAUGUAUUUAACAAACAUGAUGGUGCCUUGCGGAAUACAGAAUAUUUCAAUCAACUAAAAGACAAUAGUAACAUAAUUCUUCUGGGAGACUCUCAAGGAGACUUAAGAAUGGCAGAUGGAGUGGCCAAUGUUGAGCACAUUCUGAAAAUUGGAUAUCUGAAUGAUAGAGUGGAUGAGCUUUUAGAAAAGUACAUGGACUCUUACGAUAUUGUUUUAGUACAAGAUGAAUCACUGGAAGUGGCCAACUCUAUUUUACAGAAGAUUCUAUAAACAGGCAUUCUCCAAGAAGACCUCUGUCCUGUGGGUGCAAUUGAACUGCUCAUCUGUUCAUCUUGCUGAAAGACUUAUUUAUAAUAUAUCCAUACUCUCGAAGUGUUCCCUUUGUAUAACUGAAGUAUUUUCAGACAUGGUGAAUGCAUCAACUGGAAGCUCUUUUUUCUCCACCUCUCUCAACACACUCCUCACCCUAUCUUUUAACACAUUAAAAAAAAUUCUGGCCAGGCAUGGUGGCUCACACCUGUAAUCCCAGCACUUUGGGAGGCCAAGGCGGGCGGAUCACGAGGUCAAGAGAUUGAGACCAUCCUGGCCAACAUGGUGAAACCUCGUCUCUACUAAAAAUACAAAAAAUUAGCUGGGCAUGGUGGCGCGCGCCUGUAGUCCCAGCUACUCGGGAGGCUGAGGUAGGAGAAUUGCCUGAACCCAGGAGGCAGAGGACGCGGUGAGCCGAGAUCGCGCCAUUGCAUUCCAGCCUGGAGACAGUGAGACUCCGUCUCCAAAAAAAAAAAUAAAUCUUAAAGCCAAAAUUAGAAAAAUAGCUCCCUACUUUUCCAAAGUGAAUUUUGUAGAUCAAUGUUACCAUGCAGUUUUUGAGGAGUCUUUUACACUGGGAAAGUUUGUAGAAAUUUUCAAAUAAGUUUUAUGAAAUGGUGAAAUAAUAUGCAUGAUUUUAAGUACUGCCAUUUUUAUAAUUUGGGUUAUUAUGCUGAUGGUAUCACAUCUCUUGAACUUGUGUUAGGUUUUGUUAUUUUGUCUUGGGAAAAUCAAUAUUUCCCAGAAAAGACUGGCGCUUACAGUUGGAAAAAACUGGUGGUGUUUACAACGUUGCUAAUCGUUACAGAACAUUCUACACUGAAGCACUGAUAAUAAAUAUGAAGUGAAAAGUCUUUUUAA
This is a messenger RNA of Callithrix jacchus (white-tufted-ear marmoset), 2633 nucleotides long. RefSeq names its product 5'-nucleotidase, cytosolic IIIA (gene NT5C3A). The record is from RefSeq and is a predicted model, not a curated record. Gene Ontology annotation, cellular component: cytoplasm. Gene Ontology annotation, molecular function: 5'-nucleotidase activity; magnesium ion binding. NCBI's taxonomy places the organism in Eukaryota, Metazoa, Chordata, Mammalia, Primates, Cebidae.